This is a messenger RNA of Lytechinus pictus (painted urchin), 859 nucleotides long. RefSeq lists its product as uncharacterized. The transcript has 4 exons. Lineage: Eukaryota; Metazoa; Echinodermata; Echinoidea; Temnopleuroida; Toxopneustidae. The record is from RefSeq and is a predicted model, not a curated record. Bases 85 to 579 code for a protein of 164 amino acids.
UCCACUGAAGACGACAAAAUACUAAGGAACCUUAAAAUAAGAAAGUGAGGAUCUGCGUCAAAGUAGCUAGAGACUAUCAUCAACAUGGCAACAACGAUGAAGCUGGUCAUCUCACUGUGUCUUCUGUCAGUAUCAUGUAUUGGCCUCUCAGAAGCCUUCAAAUUGAGUGUCAACGAGCAUCUCAUCAAGUCUUGUCCUGGAUACAUGGAGAAGAAACAAGGCGAAGGUUACCGUUGCGACUCCGAGGUCAUCGACCACGUCCACGACUACGCCGAACAGUUUGAGAUGGCAGGUUACAACGGUGACAUCGUUGAAGACUACCUCGACAUGGCGAAUGGUGGCGGCAUUUGCUACAUGAAAGAUUCCAAAAUAGAGAUUGUAAAAGGAGACUGUGCAGCUAUGGAGCUGGUUUGCAGUGAAUAUGAACCUCAGGUCGUCGAUUUCUGCUCCAAACUCAGGAAACAACAAUCAAUGGCAACGACAGCACCCACCACUACAACGGAGCCUGCCACCGAGGGGGCAGAGAGACCAGAGAUCGAGUUCCCCACUCCAGCCGGACGGGCUAAAGCCUUCCAGUAGAGCCACUUAUUCCCUCAUCAAUCUUUCCGGGAUGUAUCGUCUUUGAAUAGCAAGAUCCUGACUGGCAAAUGUCUUGCGUGCAUUUGUGUGCGAAUUCUUUACGUUCAUAGUUUAUUUAACAAUAUUGUUUUCAUUUUUGGUGUUUUAUAAGAUACUGCAGUAGAGCAUUAUUUGCUUGGAUACUCUUAUUCGCAAUGUUCAUAUAAUUAGUGUUUGAAAAUGAUGUAUUUUUGUAUAUUUUGGUUUUGAACGAAAUCGGCAUUAAAAGGUUACCAAGUUU